ACGUUUUCACCAAACACUGAGACUUGGUUCUCUGAAAGAGACUGACAACCAUGAACGCUACCUCUCCUAACGAUUUCAUGGAAGCCGUAGAGAAUCACAGCGGAAGCGAUUCCGACACCAACAUCGACGACGACGAUGCCGCCGCCGAGUACUACCAGCCAGUCUCCGCCGUCGAUUCCGAAGACGACGAGGAGAAUCACCAUCUCCAAAACGACGCCGUUGUUUCCCACUCGCAGCUGCUCCCCAACGGCGUGAUUGUGAACCAGGCGCAGAGGGGAGUGUCGUCGCUGAGAUUAAACGACGACGUCGAGGGUGAUAAUGGCAGUAGCAGCGAAGAAGAAGAAGAAGAAGAAGAUGUGAUUGGAGGGGGUUCUGAUUCGGCGGUCACGAGGGCGAUCAGAGAAGACGAGAGUCGCCGGCACGCGCCGUUGACGCCGGAGAAUGCGACGAGGGUUAUGGAGGCGAUGAGAGGGAUUUCGUUCGCCGGAGUGGCUCCGGAUUGGGCUGAUCGGAUCCCUGAAGAAAACUGGAUUGAUCGGCUUCGCCGGCUCCGACAGUCACCCCAGAGUUAAGACAUUGUUUGUUCAUGUUUUCUCAAUUUGAAUUGCUUGUCAAAUUGCUUGUCAAAUUGCUGCAUUUGCACGUAAGAUUCCUGAUGUUGAUCAAUGAAAGUAAUAUCAUUUCAGAUUUUCAGCAAUUCAAAGUGUUAAAUGACAAACAAAAGCUUUAAUGCAUUUCACUAUUCUACACUGAA
Rosa rugosa (rugosa rose) is the source of this 754-nucleotide messenger RNA. RefSeq lists its product as uncharacterized. Lineage: Eukaryota; Viridiplantae; Streptophyta; Magnoliopsida; Rosales; Rosaceae. The record is from RefSeq and is a predicted model, not a curated record. The transcript has 2 exons. The coding region runs from base 51 to 572 and encodes 173 amino acids.